GAUGUGGAAUAUUCAGUGUUAUAUCGGACUUGGAUUGACAGUUACUAACAGAAGCUCGUGUAGCAUUUUCAGUUGCUUUAACAUUAUCGGGAAAGAGGUGGGAUCUAAUUGAAUACAACAAGAUUUUAAAGAAAGCUCUGGUUUUGAAACCAACCGUUGAUUAAAAGGAAUACUCAGGACAAUGGACCAAAUCACAUCUUCAAAAACUUCUCCUUCCAAACAGUUACAAAUUGUAGGAACAACUCUACUGCUUGUAAUCUUCUUCUUGGCUUCUCAAAUAGGUAAUUCAGACGCAAGAACACUAUCAACAGAUGAUGACUUUUUUUCGGCGCCUCUAAUCAAAAGAAACACAUGGUGGACUAAAAAGUCUGUGGACUCCAUGGAUACUAUUCCACAAACUAAUUAUCCACCUGAAGAUUCACAAUAUGGCAAAUGUCAAGAUGCAAUUGAAGUGUAUUCAUGCUAUGUAGAAAGAUGUGUUCAAAGUUUUGUCACGUGUGCCAGACAGGCUGAAACAGAAGAACUAUUUAGUGCGUGCAAAAUGCUUCACAAAAUGUGUGCCUCGAUAUGUUCAAACGGCAAUCAAAAUGACUUCAUUAGAUUGUGACAGAAUCUCAAUUGACAUUUUGUCAUUUCAUUAUUGACAUGAUGUCUUUAAAAUUUUGACACCGCCUUUUCUGCUUAACAUAAUAUAACUGCCUAAUUUAUAUUUUUUAAAAAGUAAUAUAAUUAUAUUUUUCUUAAGCUUUCGUAAUUUUAUGCAGAAGAAACACAACAAACUAAUUUACAAAGAUUUCACAAGUUAACCAACAAUUUUUCAAUGUAAAUCGCCGCAAAAAUUCGUUUAGGCCAUUGUUUUAUUAAUUUUUCUAAUUUAUGAUUUAUUGAUAUUUCCCAUUUUUUAGAGACAGAAAAUUAAAAUUUAAUAUUUUCAUUAUUAAAAACGCUAUGAAUAAAUAAACAAUAAUAAGUUGCACUUUAUUUUGACAUUUUAACAAUAUUUAGUAUAAACAUAAUAAAUAUUCACUAUAAACAGAUAAAGAAAAUAAUAGUACGACCAUCUUCAUGAAAUGUAAAUUUUAAAUAACUAAAGAUGUCCGAAGACAUAAGACAAAACAACGUUAUUUGUGUUAAGUUGUCUUCAGUAACAUAGUUUGGAAAUGAAACGCCCUCUAUUUUUGGGAUUAUUAUAUAUUUAUAUAAAUACAUACUGUAUACCAUAUCAUUAUGACUACAUUUUUGAGAGCAUAUAACAAAGAUAUGCUUUGAAUUUAUCCAUAAAGAAAACGUUUCCUGAAAAGAAGUAUAAAACUUAAUACAUUGGUCCAUGUUAACAAAUGUAUAUUUUGUUUACAUCUUCAAUUUCUGACUUAGCUUUUGAUAAGUAAGCUUUUAAUAUUUUGGUUUAAAUCUGCUUGUCAUGUAUGAAAAAUAAUAAUGUUAACAUUUGAAUUUUGCAAGGCUGUUUCGAAAGAUUUGGUCAAUAUGAAAUAAACAAAACAAAAAAUAAAAGUUAUUAAAUUUCA
Messenger RNA from Ruditapes philippinarum (Manila clam), 1526 nucleotides. RefSeq lists its product as uncharacterized. The transcript has 5 exons. Lineage: Eukaryota; Metazoa; Mollusca; Bivalvia; Venerida; Veneridae. The record is from RefSeq and is a predicted model, not a curated record. The coding region runs from base 182 to 607 and encodes 141 amino acids.